CGGCCCCUCCUCUUUCCGCCCGCGCCGGCCUGAGGGGACGGACGGGUCCGGGCCGAGGCCUCCGCGCAUCCGCCGCCAUCCCGCCUUCCCCGCCGGGCUCCGCCGCCAUCCGCCGCCGCCAUGACGGAGCAGAUGACCCUGCGCGGGACCCUGAAGGGCCACAACGGCUGGGUGACCCAGAUCGCCACCACGCCGCAGUUCCCGGACAUGAUCCUGUCGGCCUCGCGCGACAAGACCAUCAUCAUGUGGAAGCUGACCCGUGACGAGACCAACUACGGGAUCCCGCAGCGGGCGCUGCGCGGUCACUCGCACUUCGUCAGCGACGUGGUCAUCAGCUCGGACGGGCAGUUCGCGCUCUCGGGCUCCUGGGACGGCACGCUGCGCCUCUGGGACCUCACCACGGGCACGACCACGCGGCGCUGUGGGCACACCAAGGACGUGCUGAGCGUGGCCUUCAGCUCCGACAACCGGCAGAUCGUGUCGGGCUCCCGCGAAACCAUCAAGCUCUGGAACACGCUGGGGGUCUGCAAGUACACCGUGCAGGACGAGAGCCACUCGGAGUGGGUGUCGUGCGUUCGCUUCUCGCCCAACAGCAGCAACCCCAUCAUCGUGUCCUGCGGCUGGGACAAGCUGGUCAAGGUGUGGAACCUGGCCAACUGCAAGCUGAAGACGAACCACAUCGGGCACACGGGCUACCUGAACACGGUGACCGUGUCCCCAGACGGGUCCCUGUGCGCCUCGGGGGGAAAGGAUGGCCAGGCCAUGCUGUGGGACCUGAACGAGGGCAAGCACCUGUACACGCUGGACGGGGGGGACGUGAUCAACGCGCUCUGCUUCAGCCCCAACCGCUACUGGCUGUGUGCAGCCACCGGGCCCAGCAUCAAAAUAUGGGACCUGGAGGGGAAGAUCAUCGUGGACGAGCUGAAGCAGGAGGUGAUCAGCACCAGCAGCAAGGCCGAGCCGCCCCAGUGCACCUCGCUGGCCUGGUCCGCCGACGGGCAGACGCUGUUCGCGGGUUACACCGACAACCUGGUGCGGGUGUGGCAGGUGACCAUCGGCACGCGCUGACCCCAAACUUCGCUUUUUCACCCCAAAACGUUUCCAAUAAAAACGGCAUUUGUGGA
This is a messenger RNA of Catharus ustulatus (Swainson's thrush), 1124 nucleotides long. RefSeq names its product receptor of activated protein C kinase 1-like. Gene Ontology annotation, cellular component: cytosol; nucleus. Gene Ontology annotation, molecular function: ribosome binding; protein kinase C binding; translation regulator activity. NCBI's taxonomy places the organism in Eukaryota, Metazoa, Chordata, Aves, Passeriformes, Turdidae. Gene Ontology annotation, biological process: rescue of stalled cytosolic ribosome; positive regulation of protein phosphorylation. The record is from RefSeq and is a predicted model, not a curated record.